Molecule: messenger RNA, 1085 nt
Organism: Pectinophora gossypiella (pink bollworm)
Lineage: Eukaryota; Metazoa; Arthropoda; Insecta; Lepidoptera; Gelechiidae
Product: juvenile hormone-binding protein-like
Exons: 5
Coding region: 87-833 (248 amino acids)
Source: RefSeq, a predicted model, not a curated record
AAGCAAGAUUUAUUCAUGACACAUGUUAUUGAGAUUUCAAAUUACAGUUUAUAUCUUGCCUGGUACACUGAAGAUUUGUAGUCAAAAUGGGUUAUUUGUGUUUGAAAUUGUUUGCUGUGCUACUAUUCUGUUCUAAUAUCACUGCAUAUGAACGUUUGCUAACACCGUGCAAACAGACAGAUUCCGUUUGUCUAAGAACCUCGUGUACGGAGCUUUUAAAUAGGACUUGCAAGGGUGUAGGUGAACCUUACAAUAUAGCGCCAUUCGACCCGCUGGAGCUUCCUCCAAUGGAAUUUACUGGAAUUGGUGAACCAGUAACAAAGAUAAAUAUGAGGAAGAUAAAAGUAGAAGGUUUGAAGGAUAUGAUGCUUGGAGAAUUGAUACUGGAUCCUGUGGACAAAACAAUAAGAUUUAACGCGACCGCUGUCUACUUAUUUUCAGCUGGUAUCAAAAUCGACUUCGUUGGUAAAGAAAAGAACUAUACUGGAUUUGCGAUGACAACAUUAAAAACGUCAGUUCACGUGCAAUAUCCCUUCAGUUUGGAUAGAGAUGAAAACGGAGGACUUCACUUGGUAAUCCACCCUGAGACGUCGACUUGUGAACCAAUGGAGACUCCGGUCUUCACAUAUUGUCCUAAUUUGACGGAGAAACUGAACAAUGAUCCAGAUGUCAAGGAAAUGCGUGAGAAGUACAAGACUGAAAUUAUGGAAGUUAAUAGGAAGUUUGCUUGUACAAUUUCUGAUUUGGCAUUUCCUGCAUUAAUCGACGUAUUCAGGAAGGCUUCCAAAAUCAUGACCAUGCAAGAUUAUUUCUUGGAUUUCAAGGAGGAAUAAAAGAAAUCAAUUAUCUUUACGUCUUGUAUUAGUCUGGAGUACAGACAACAUACAAAUAUAGCAAGAAAACAUAGAGGUACUUAAAGAUACUGAAUAGAAAUAUUACAAUUUAAUUGGCGCCCUUAUUGCAUGACAGUUUCUUCUAGGCGACCUGUGAUAGAUCACAUCAACCAUGCCUUAUUUACAUAAUACAUAACGUAUCGCUUGUAGCGGUAAAUUAAAAAAUAUAUAAAUGUUGGUUUUAAAAGCAAA